AUGGAGAGGCGUCGACGCUUGCUGCUCGCGCUCGUCGCCGUCGCCAAUGCCAUCGAGGCGCCGCGCAGCGUCGCGGGCGCGGCGCAGCUCCGCGGCGCGCGCGACGUGCCCGGCGCGACGACCGAGUCGGAGACGGACUACGCCGCCGCCGCGGAGACGGACGGCGCCGCCGCCGGCCCCGCGCGCGCGGCCGCGCCGCCGGCGCCGCGCGCGACGCUCGGCGAGGUCUUCGCGCACACGCGCGGCUUCGUCGCCGCGACGCCGUCGCAGCAGCUGCUCUUCGCGCUCACGUUCGCGUUCCUCGUCGCGCAAAAGGCGCUCAACGUCCGCGUGCCCUUCGCGCUGCAGCGCGCGGUCGACGCGCUCGGCGACGGCGGCGACGGCUCCGCCGCGGCGUCGCGGGCCGUCGCGAGCUACUGUCUCGGACGGUUGGGCGUGUCCGCGGCGGGCGAGCUGCGGAGCUUGUGUUUUUCCCGCGUGUCGCAGCGGUGCCAGCGGGCGUUCGGCGCCGCCGUCUUCGGCAAGGCCCACGCCAUGGACGCGCGCUGGCACGCGAACCACCCCACGGGCGAGGUCGCCGUGGCCUUUGGGCGCGGGACGCGGGGGGUUGCGAGCUUGCUGUUCCUCGGCGUCUUUUCCGUCGUGCCGACGGUGCUCGAGCUCGUCUUCUCCGUCGGCGUGCUCCGGCGGCGCUUCGGGUCGCACGGCUUCGGCCUCGUGACGCUCGCGACCUUCGCGGCCUACGCGGCCUGGACGGCGUCGCUCCUCGCGCAGCCCAUGAACUUUUUGGGGUACACGGUGUCGGAGAUCCGGCAGGGCUUGGUCGACGCGGACGCCGUCGUCAAGUUGCUCCGCGACGCGCCGGCGGCGGCGGACGACGCGCCGCCCCACGCGGUGCCGUCGCCGCCGGAGAUCGCCUUUUCGGGCGUGUCGGCGUCGCGCGACGGCUUCACGCUGGCGCUGAAGAACGCGACGUUCACGGCCCCGGCCGGCGGCGUCACGUUGCUCGUGGGCGCGUCGGGGUCGGGCAAGUCGACGGCGCUGCGCCUCGUCAACGGCCUCGACGCGGCGCCGACGGCCGGCGCCGUCACCGUCGGCGGCCUCGCGCUCUCCGCGGCGGACGCGCGGCGCGCGACGGCGCUCGUGGCCCAGGACACGGCGCUCUUCGACGACACGGUGCUCUACAACGCGAAAUACGGCAACGUGCUCGCGCCGCUGGACGCGGCCGUCGCCGCGCUGGCCGCCGCGGGCGCCGCGCACCUCGACCCGCGGCAGCGCGUCGGCGAGCGCCGGCGCGAGCGCGGCGCGAAGCUCAGCGGCGGCGAGAAGCAGCGGGUCCUCGCGGCGCGCGCGCUCCUCCGCGACGCGCCCGUGCUCCUCGCCGACGAGCCGACGUCGGCCCUCGACGCGGUCUCCGAGGCGCGGGUCCUCGACGCCCUGCUCGGCUCCGGGCGCACGGCCGUCGUCGUCGCGCACCGCCUCGCGGCCGUCGCGCCGCGCGCGGACAACAUCGCCGUCUUCCGCGACGGCACCGUCGUCGCCGAGGGCAAGCACGACGCGCUCCUCGCGUCCUGCGCGGAAUACGCGCGCCUCUGGGAGGCGAAGAGCGGGAGUUCGGAGGAGGGGGAGUAA
Messenger RNA from Aureococcus anophagefferens, 1632 nucleotides. RefSeq lists its product as hypothetical. The transcript has 3 exons. The coding region runs from base 1 to 1632 and encodes 543 amino acids. Gene Ontology annotation, cellular component: mitochondrial inner membrane. The record is from RefSeq and is a predicted model, not a curated record. NCBI's taxonomy places the organism in Eukaryota, Pelagophyceae, Pelagomonadales, Pelagomonadaceae. Gene Ontology annotation, biological process: transmembrane transport; intracellular iron ion homeostasis. Gene Ontology annotation, molecular function: ABC-type transporter activity; ATP binding; ATP hydrolysis activity.